CGAGCGAGUCGAUGAGGCCGAGCGAAAGGUAGGACCCCGCUGAAGUGCUCGGCGGCUCGGGGGGCGGCUCGCCAUCUUCUCCAGCCUCUCGGCCUUCAUGCAGGAUGCUGUGUUCUGUGCUCUUUUGUGAAUGUCUGUGGCUGAUAACUGCUUAUGCUCAUGAUGAUGACUGGAUUGACCCCACAGACAUGCUUAACUAUGAUGCUGCUUCAGGAACAAUGAGAAAAUCUCAGGUGAAGUAUGGUAUAUCAGAGAAAGAAGAGGUCAGUCCUGACUUAUCACAUGCUGAUGAAUUGUCAGAAUGUUACAGCAGACUUGAUUCUUUAACUUAUAAGAUCGAUGAGUGUGAAAAGCAGAUGAGAAAAGACUGUGAAAGUCAAAGCAAUCCUGUUUUUAGGAGAUACUUAAAUAAGAUUUUAAUUGAAACCAGAAAGCUUGGCCUUCCUGAUGAAAACAAAGGUGAUAUGCAUUAUGAUGCCGAGAUUAUCCUUAAGAGACAAACCUUGUUAGAAAUACAAAAGUUUCUCAGUGGAGAGGAUUGGAAGCCAGGAGCCUUGGAUGAUGCACUAAGUGAUAUUUUAAUUAAUUUUAAGUUUCAUAAUUUUGAAACAUGGAAGUGGCGAUUUGAAGAUUCCUUUGGAGUGGAUCUAUAUAAUGUAUUCAUGAUGCUUCUGUGUCUGCUCUGCAUCGUGGUGUUAGUAGCUACUGAGCUGUGGACAUAUGUUCGUUGGUACACCCAGUUGAGACGUGUUUUAUUCAUCAGUUUUCUCAUCAGUUUGGGAUGGAAUUGGAUGUAUUUAUAUAAGCUAGCCUUUGCCCAGCAUCAGGCUGAAGUUGCCAAGAUGGAGCCAUUAAACAAUGUGUGUGCUGAGAACAUGGAUUGGACUGGAAGUCUCUUGGAAUGGCUUAGAAGUUCAUGGACCUAUAAGGAUGACUCAUGCCAAAAAUACUAUGAGCUCUUAUUAGUCAACCCUAUUUGGUUGGUCCCACCAACAAAGGCACUAGCAGUUACAUUCACCAACUUUGUCACGGAGCCAUUGAAGCAUAUUGGAAAAGGAGCUGGUGAAUUUAUUAAAGCACUCAUGAAGGAGAUCCCAGUGUUACUACAGAUUCCAGUGCUGAUAAUUAUGGCAUUAGCUGUCCUGAGUUUCUGCUAUGGUGCUGGAAAAUCAGUUGAUAUGCUGAGACAUGUGGGUGGCCGUGAAAGAGAACCACCCCAGGCACUUCAGCCAGGUGAAAGAAGAUGGCAGCAGGAAAUUGAUUAUAGACCCCAUGGUGGAGCAGGUGAUGCAGAUUUCUAUUACAGGGGCCAAAUUGGCCCCAUUGAGCAAGGCCCUAAUGACAAAACAUGUGAGGGUAGAAGAGAUGUUUUGAGAAAGAGAGAUGUUGACUUGAGAUUUCAGACUGGCAACAAGAGCCUUGAAGUGCUUCCGGCAUUUGAUUUACCAGACGCAGAGGCGAGAGAGCAUCCCAAGGUGGUACCCAGUCAUAAAUCACCUAUUUUGGAUACAAAGCCCAAAGAAAUUGGUGGAAUCUCAGGAGAAAGCACACUGACUGAAAGCAGCCAGUCUGCUAAGCCUGUCUCUGGCCAAAAGACACCAGAGUGUGUGGAAGGUUCCCCUGCAGCGGAAAAGGCCCAGCUCAGGACUGAUGCCACAGGCGGCCCAGAGGAAGGCAGCACGUCCAGCCCAGCACUGCAGUGAGGGUGUGUGGAAGGGAUCCAGACUGCAGCCCAUGUGGCUAGAGGAACACAGACAUGGACCACAGCUCUGAGGUCAUCUUUGAGUUUUGUAAAGUAUACUCCUCACAGCUAUUUCUUCUUCUCUACAAAUAUUCUGUUAUUUACUACACAGGUGCCAACUUAAACAUCAGUAUUUUUACUCAUAAUCAGAAUUAACAAGCACACAUGUAUCUCUGUUUAAUUUCAUCUUUCUUUGAUAUUAAGAUGCAUCCUAUAAAGUUUUGAAGUGUUAAUUCUGGAACAGGAUCUCAUAGAUGACAUAUGGCAAGCAUUAAUGAUUUUGAAUAAUCAAAGAGGCCAGUUUGAAUUAGGGGACAUUGAAAAAGAAGUUCUGUUGUUUACAGGCAUAUAUAGGAACCAACUCACCAAAGUGUGUGUUGCCUCGUGGAAGUCCUGUGAUACCUACUUUAGUUAACAGAAUUAUUUGUUGUGCACUGGACUCAGAAUAUUUCAAGUGGUAGGUACUCAAAACCAACAUUUAAGGAAAGUCACUGUAGUCAUGCUUACCCUCUUCAUUCACUUCAGCAUUUUAGUGCAGCCACGGAGUCUGCAUCACCAGUGUCAGUCUGCCUCGUGUAGGCUGCCUGCAGAUCAGCCUUCAUCUCUCAACUCUUACCGCUAUUACUGGGCCUGCUUCCUUAUCACCCCCUUUACUUUAUCCUUAGCUAAGACAGAACUGAAGAUUGUCAGGGGAAUUUAGAUUACAUAGCUUGUUAAGUCAGCAAUCUCAGUUUUACAUCCUUUGAGAAUGGCUUUAUUUCCCCAGCAGAUGAAGUACACAGGCUUUAUAAGACCUGUUUUCCUUGCUACUCAGAAUCCCAGCAGUUGUGAUUGUUAGAUAUUACUAUAUCUUAUUUAUAUUACAGUAAACCAUAUUGUCCAAGCCAUAUGAAGUUCUAAUUUUUAGAGAUCUAUACAAAGAGAGGAAUAAAUACCACAAUAAGGAAAACAGAGUAGGAUGGUUUUUUAACCCUAGACAGGUGAUAUAAUCAACAUUUCAAAUUAGUUAUUCUGAUUUUUAAACUAUUCUUCAUUUUAAACUUUCUAAAAAAGGAAUUUAUAAAUUUUGCACAAGAUUAACUAGGAAGCACAUAUAUUACACAUAUUCGGGUAUCCUUUAUCUUAACCUUCAAACUACAGUUUAUAUUCAGCUGCUUACUAAAAAUGAUAGCAGUCAGGAAUGGUCUUAAAAGUUUCAUGCAGGCAUUUCUUUCAGAAAAAAAGAUGUAUUUAAAGCCUUUGCUUUUUUUUU
Molecule: messenger RNA, 2993 nt
Organism: Lagenorhynchus albirostris (white-beaked dolphin)
Lineage: Eukaryota; Metazoa; Chordata; Mammalia; Artiodactyla; Delphinidae
Gene: CLCC1
Product: chloride channel CLIC like 1
Exons: 11
Coding region: 105-1703 (532 amino acids)
Cellular component (GO): membrane; endoplasmic reticulum
Molecular function (GO): chloride channel activity
Source: RefSeq, a predicted model, not a curated record